AUGAGUGCGUUGACCAAGAAUCUCAAUCUGGAGCCGGGACAGAUGCCUUCGAAAAUACAGCGGUCGAGUACCCUGGUCAAACUGACUCCGAUACUGGACGAUGAAGGUGUGCUGCGGAUGGGAGGAAGAUUCGAAAAAUCGGACGACAUCUCGUUCGACCAGAAGUUUCCGAUCAUUCUUGCUCGGCAGCACGACAUCACCAAGAAGUUGAUUCAGUGCUACCACGAAAGGUUCGGACAUGCGAAUCGAGAGACGGUUUGCAACGAGUUGCGUCAGAAGUUCUGGAUUCCGAAUAUCCGUGCAGCGAUUAUGGAAGUGAUGCGGGAGUGCAUGUGGUGCAAAGUCCAUAGAUGUCGUCCACAAGUACCAAUGAUGGCGCCUCUCCCGACUCGACGCAUCAGAGCAGGAAUUCGUCCUUUCAGUUCGGUCGGCUUAGACUACUUGAGACCAGUAGAUGUAUCGGUGGGAAGAAGAAAAGAGAAGCGAUGGGUGGCCGUGUUUACGUGUCUCGCCAUCAGAGCGGUGCAUCUCGAGGUGGUGAACAGCCUGACAACACAAUCGUGCUUGAUGGCCAUCCGCCGGUUUUCCUGUAAGCGGGGUGCUCCUGAUAUUAUAUUUUCAGAUAACGCCACUUGCUUUAAGGGUGCUAACAACGAGAUGCUGAAAACGUUACAUGGCGAUUGUGAGGAGGAAAUCACAACUGCAAGAACGGCCUGGCGAUUCAUUCCGCCUGGCACCCCGCACAUGGGUGGUGCAUGGGAGCGAAUGGUUCGUUCCGUGAAGGAGGCAAUGAAGGCAUUGGAAGAUGGAAGGAAGCUGACAGACGAGAUUCUGGUGACAACACUGGCGGAGGCAGAGGACAUGAUAAACACACGUCCUCUCACGUACAUGCCUCAGGCGUCUGCCGAAAAUGAAGCUCUGACACCGAACCAUUUUCUACGAGGAAUAGUAAAGGGCGCGGAUCUCCUAGUGGACAGCGGUGGGAAUCUAGCGGAGGCUUUGCGUGACGUGUACAAGCGAUCGCAGUACCUGGCAGACCGGAUGUGGGAACGUUGGAGCAAGGAAUAUUUGCCAACGAUAAACCGUCGCACAAAGUGGUAUGAUGAACGAAAGCCGCUGGAAGCAGGCGACCUUGUCUUCGUCGUGGAUGGUAAGGACCGGAAGAAUUGGUCUAGAGGAAUUGUCGAGGAGGUGGUUCAAGGGUCCGAUGGUCGGAUACGUGAAGCGAAAAUAAGGACUGCGACAGGGAUCCAUAGACGAGCCGUCGCGAAUCUGGCGGUGCUAGAAAUCAAGAAUGGUAAAUCCGGAUGUUCCGAGGAAAUACCGGAUGUUACGGGCUGGGGUGUCAACACCGCUGGGCACACUGGAGUUGACUCAAUGGACUAA
Topomyia yanbarensis is the source of this 1386-nucleotide messenger RNA. RefSeq lists its product as uncharacterized. The transcript has a single exon. Gene Ontology annotation, biological process: DNA integration. The record is from RefSeq and is a predicted model, not a curated record. The coding region runs from base 1 to 1386 and encodes 461 amino acids. Lineage: Eukaryota; Metazoa; Arthropoda; Insecta; Diptera; Culicidae. Gene Ontology annotation, molecular function: nucleic acid binding.